UAAAUCAUUCUCGGUAAUUCCUGAAAUGGUGCGAGGCUGUUGGAGGCCCGGGCCACACUGUAAAUCUUUCCUGUUUAUUACCCAUGAACAUAUGCUGCGACGCUAGUAGUCCUCUAUCCUUUCCUCAGUACAAGUUACCUCUCGGCCAGCUUCCCCGCUGUCUUUUAUAGCUUUUAAAUCUCCGUCUUCCAAUAGAUUUUUGAGCUUACAAAUUGUUAUUUAAAGAUGUUUUUCUAUUUACAUCGAAAACAGUGUGUGAAAAAGAAAAUACUAUUGAACACCAUGAUAGCGGAGCAGACACACAACAGACAAAAGGGUUUCCAAAUUGGUUUAUUUCAAUACAAUUCCAGACGCCUUUUCUCAUACAUCAAUAUUGGUUCAUGGAUUUCAUAACAUUAUAAAAAAAAUGCACAUCUUACUUAACCUAGUAUCACAUUGUAGAUGUACAAUUAACGUUGAUUUAUUUUUUAAAUUGUGAAAACAAUAUGGUUAUAGUUUCAAGUAUACCAAUCAUGAAUCUAUGGACAAAUCCAAAUGUGCAAUGUGUAUAGGAAAUUCUGUUCACAACCCCAUUUGAAUAGGAUUCUCAAAACGACAUGUAUUAGGGUUAGAGGCUUUUGUAAUCAGGUUAACAAAUACAUUUAAUCAAAAUGUAUAGCUUAAUAUUAUAUCUUAAAGAUGACUAAAUAAUCACAAUAAUAUUUCUUGCAAAGGAAAGAAGAAGAAGAAAAAUGAUCGACAAAAAUGAAAUGAAAUCGCAAAGGAAGUAUUUUCAACAUGGACAUGGUCAGAUAAGGAAAUGUAAACGCGUUCCCAUUUCAAAAUGGGUUUGGGAGCAAAGGCUUGGUUGAAGAAGCGCCCCCAGUCAGAACAAUCUGGUAGCUCGAUCACGUGAACAAAUAUGCUUGUAUUUUAAGACAGUACCUUUAUUUGUCAUCAUAAAUGUUUCUGAAACACACAAAAACAACAACAACAACAACAAAAAAAAACAAUGUUAGCUUCAAAUCUGUGACUGUGUCUGAAAAACCUGUAUUUUUCAAAAGGAGAUUGAUUGGCCGAGAUUUUUUUUGGGAUGGAAUAAGGACACGUUUUUUUAUUGGUAGUUGAAUGUGAGUCUUUCCAUUCUUUCGGGAAUACUGUCUGCAUUGGUAUAUGGAAAUGUCUGAAAAACCGCAAGAUCAGGUUUAGGACAAUAUUAUCUACAGACAAAGAGUGAAGGAUACAUUCUAGAGACUGCAGGGAAAGGAAUUGAGACUAAGAAGCACGAGCGUGUGAUACACUGAUUCACAGGUCAUGGUGGAUGGAAUGAUGAGCACGUGAAGAAAAACACAACACCGAUCUGCAUAAAAUACGGUCAAAGAAUACUGAGGCGGUGGGAAACUCCAAUCACGUGAUAGAAGAACACCCAUACCAUUGGAUAGGGCUGCAUUGGCCUUCUUGUUUUGAAUCGUCACAAUGCAGAAAGCUACUUUCUACGAUAAUUCUGGAGUCUUUGGAAGCUACUCUUACCCCAAAUCCGAGUCGUAUAGUUAUGGCCCCAGUCACCAGCCCUACUCCACUUCUAACCUUGAGAGUGAUUAUCAGGGUCCAGUUUGUCCAAUACAAACCCCAACUGUACGGCCACCAACUCAUAAAGACAAUACCAUGAAUGGCAACAACACGAGAUCCAGUAGCAGCCAAGGAAACAGCCAACAGCCGAGUAUUGGUGAACAGCCGCAUGCACCUCCACUGUCGGCCUCUUCGCCUAACUCCAGCAACACUUCAUCUCAGAAGAAGAAAUCUCCUUCAAACAAUGAUUCUAAUACUGCCACCCCAGUCACUAACAAACAAAUAUUCCCAUGGAUGAAGGAGACGCGAUCGAACGCCAAACCGAAAAGCAACAGCAGCAACAACAACAAUUGCGCAACCGCAGAAGGUGAGUCCUGCGAUGAAAAAAGCCCACCUGGUCCAGCCUCCAAACGGGUCCGAACUGCUUACACCAGUGCACAACUUGUAGAACUUGAGAAGGAGUUCCAUUUCAACCGGUACCUGUGUCGUCCCCGAAGAGUGGAGAUGGCUAAUUUAUUGAAUCUCACUGAGCGCCAAAUAAAGAUCUGGUUUCAAAACAGAAGGAUGAAGUACAAAAAGGAUCAGAAGGCUAAGGGGAUAAUGCACUCUCCCAUCGGACACUCCCCGGACAGAAGCCCACCAUUAAGUGGCCCAAAUCACAUCGGAUAUUCUGUCAAUAUAAACUGUAUCAGCUAUGACGCGCCGUCGCCCCCUUCAUUCUCCAAACCCCAGCAAAACAUGUACGGCUUGGCAGCUUACACGGCACCAUUAGGUGGCUGUAUACCGCAACAGAAAAGGUAUCCGGGCUCUGAAUACGAGCACCACAGCAUGCAAGGCAAUGGUGGCUUUGCCAACGCUAAUUUGCAAGGCAGUCCGGUGUACGUUGGGGGGAAUUUCGUUGAUUCCAUGCCAGCCUCGGGUCCCAUGUUCAACCUCGGCCAUCUCCCCCAUCCCUCAUCCGCCAGCGUGGACUACAGCUGUGCCGCUCAGAUUCCAGGCAACCACCACCAUGGACCCUGUGACCCCCAUCCCACAUAUACAGACCUCAGCUCUCACCACGCGUCUCAGGGAAGGAUUCAGGAAGCGCCUAAACUAACGCAUUUGUAAAAUGUGAGGAUUUUGUCUGUGUGCCCAAAUUCUGUUAGGCUCUUUUAUUAUCUCAGUAGUCUCAAGUCAUUUAUAUGAUUACACUAAAAGUGAGCCAUGUAUUACCCAGUGUUAUUAUUGAUAUUACUAUUAAUGCUAUUGUGUAAUGAUUCCUUUCUACGAAUAGCUCUGGUCCAUUUUUCUUGACUGUUGAGGAUGCGUAGGAGAGACCGUUUGUCUGUUGAGGAUGCGCAGGAGAGACCGUUUGUCUGUUGAGGAUGCGCAGGAGAGACCGUUUGUCUGUUGAGGAUGCGUAGGAGAGACCGUUUGUCUGUUGAGGAUGCGCAGGAGAGACCGUUUGUCUGUUGAGGAUGCGCAGGAGAGACCGUUUGUCUGUUGAGGAUGCGCAGGAGAGACCGUUUGUCUGUUGAGGAUGCGCAGGAGAGACCGUUUGUCUGUUGAGGAUGCGCAGGAGAGACCGUUUGUCUGUUGAGGAUGCGCAGGAGAGACCGUUUGUCUGUUGAGGAUGCGCAGGAGAGACCGUUUGUCUGUUGAGGAUGCGCAGUAGAGACCGUUUGUCUGUUGAGGAUGCGCAGGAGAGACCGUUUGUCUGUUGUUCGUUUUCUGAAGUGCAAUGCGCAGUAUGGGGACUGAAAACGUCAUUAACAUUACUUGAAGGUAAGUCCUGUAGAUCUGACAGUAGUUACCCAUCUUUAUAUGGAUGGUUUUUUAUAAAAAAUUAACUCCAAGGUGUCUGUUUGCUAUAUUUGAAGCGUCUUAUUUAUUUUUCCAAGAUUGUAUUGCAUUUAUCUAAUUUUCUGUAUGUAUUAUUUAAGGUUUUUGUAUCACAUAUUAUUUAUAAUUUACAAGUAUGACUAUUUAUAUGGACAUUUAGAAUUUAUGCAACAUCGUUGGACAGACUUUGACAUCAUGGCCCUUCAAUAGGUACACGGGUUUUUUGUGAAUGCUUGCUUUAAAAUAUUGCUUCAACGGCUGGUGGUCUUUGUUUGUUGUAGAAGGAACUCCUACGUGUAAAUCUGGGAAUAUUGGGGAAUUUUUCACGUGUCUAUGAAAAACAAAGUUAGGCUACAUGUAGCCUAUCGAAAUACCGAAUAUUACAGAAAUAAAUAACACCAGUAUGCCAUUUGUUGUCAUUGCCAAUUUUCAUAUCACGUCAUUGUCAUUUCAUCAGUUGGACUGUCCAUGCAUACAUUUAUGAAACGCUAAUGAUAUGAAAAUGUUAUAUUUUAAUGUGUUUAACAUUUUGUAAAUAAAGUGCUUAAAUUUA
This is a messenger RNA of Salvelinus fontinalis (brook trout), 3922 nucleotides long. RefSeq names its product homeobox protein Hox-D3a-like. The transcript has 4 exons. Lineage: Eukaryota; Metazoa; Chordata; Actinopteri; Salmoniformes; Salmonidae. Gene Ontology annotation, molecular function: RNA polymerase II cis-regulatory region sequence-specific DNA binding; DNA-binding transcription factor activity, RNA polymerase II-specific. The record is from RefSeq and is a predicted model, not a curated record. Gene Ontology annotation, biological process: regulation of transcription by RNA polymerase II. Gene Ontology annotation, cellular component: nucleus. Bases 1456 to 2655 code for a protein of 399 amino acids.